Molecule: messenger RNA, 4852 nt
Organism: Stylophora pistillata
Lineage: Eukaryota; Metazoa; Cnidaria; Anthozoa; Scleractinia; Pocilloporidae
Biological process (GO): protein phosphorylation
Molecular function (GO): ATP binding; protein binding; protein tyrosine kinase activity
Source: RefSeq, a predicted model, not a curated record
UUUUAGCAGCUAUUUUCAUCCAUGGGAAAUUUUAUUGGAUGUUAAAUUUGUUAUGAAACAGGUAUUGAGUGAUUCAUGAUAGUGGAUUGAGAGCCAGAUUCCUACUACUUGCGAAUUGCCGCACCAGUUUUACUACGAAUUAGUAACCACAGGAAUGAAUGAAAGCUGAACUCGAGGCGAUGGCAACGCGGAAUAAUAAAAUAUAGUUUGUCAUCGAAAAAUUCGACAUUGUAAAUGAAAACGGUUUAAAAUGGAUAACACAGAAGAAGCGAAGGUCAAAGCUCUAUUACAGGACAUUCAGCUAGAACAGUACUACCGACAGAUCCAUGGCAAACUACAUGUUACUCGUCUGUCGCACUUUGAUCACGUAACGGAAGAGGAUUUAGACGACCUCGGAAUGGCAAAACCAGAACAGAGACGUUUGUUUGAAGCACUAAAGAAAGCGAAGAAGAAAUCGUUAUUUAGCAGCUUCAGGAGAAAGAAAUCAAAGAAGUCAGAGAGUCAAACAGGAUCGCCACCAGAGCGCACAAGUUGCUAUGGAGUUGCUGGCAACUCCUUGACUUGUGUUAUCACUGAGCAGUCUAUUUCUCUUUAUGAAAUGCUUGGAAAUGGUGCCUUUGGUUAUGUGAGGAGAGGAUUAUGGACGAAGAACUCCCACAAGAAGGUUGAUGUUGCUGUGAAGUGUCUGAAGGCAUACAAUGACCAGGCUUUCCAACAGAUGCAGAUGGAGUUCAUCAAGGAAGCUAAUGCCAUGAGUCUGCUGGAUCAUCCACACCUUAUCAGACUUCAUGGAGUUGUUCUUUCUGCACCAAUGAUGUUGGUCACAGAGCUGGCUCCACUUGGCUGCUUAUUAGCACGGCUUAGGGAUGAACCUCAUAACUUUACUAUCAGUGGUUUGAGUGAUUUUGUGGUCCAGAUUGCUUCAGGGAUGGCUUAUCUUGAGUCUCAUAGGUUUGUUCAUCGUGAUCUGGCAGCCCGCAAUCUUUUGCUGGAGUCAUAUGAGAAAGUGAAGGUUGGAGAUUUUGGAAUGAUGCGUGUCCUCUCUGAUGAUGACGACCACUACACAAUGCAUCCCAGUGGCAAAAUUCCUUUUGCAUGGUGUCCGCAAGAGGUUCUCAAAUUCCGCAAGUUUUCCCAUGCUUCUGAUGUUUGGGCCUUUGGUAUCACUGUGUUAGAAUUAUUCUCAUAUGGAAUAGAACCAUGGCCAGGACUUAAUGGGGCUGAGAUAUUGGACAAAGUGGACUUGCCAUCAUGUGAAAGACCCAAGAGACCUGAACACUGCCCUCCAGAAAUCUACAAUAUUUUGGUGUUACUCUGCUGGUCGCAUGAGCCUCACCAGCGAGCAAGGUUCAAUAUGCUCAAGAAACUAGUCGACGAGGCCCACCCCAUUAAUGUUGCUGCAGUGCUCCCUUAUGAGAGCAAGGGCCAACAAAAUCUGAGCUUUCAGAAAGGCGACAUUAUCACGCUUCUUGAAGCCAGUCCCGAUGUUUCUUGGUGGAAAGGACAAAACAUGCGAACUAGAAAAGUCGGGAUGUUUCCGUCAGAAUUGGUAGAAAGUGGAAUGCGUCGAGCCGUUUUACCAGUAAAUACCAGAACGUCUCCAAAACCGAGGAGUAAUACUAAGAAGCGAAGUAAACAGUGUAAUCAGCUACCAAACUGUGACUGCGGUAGUGAGCACAUCUACGAGACUCCCAUCUUCAUAUAUUCGUCUGAUUCGUUUAAGACCGGCAGCAGUGUUGGUACUACCUUCUCUGGUCGAUCUGUUGAAAGCGACCUGGCCUCCCUCACAGACGUUGAUAGCGGAUAUUCUUCCUAUUCAUUUGGCGAGAACAGCUCAUUGCAACGAAAAACAAAGGUCUCGGCUUUUUAUGAAAAUGCAAGCAUCAGAAAGCAAGAUACCCAGGAUACCUCGCAUGAGCUGAUGUCACCUGCAAGUGGACCAGUGUCCAGCCCUAUUCCCAUUCCAAGACAGAGUAGAGGGGAAUUACGAUUUGCAAGGCGGCAAAAUGACACAUCUUCCACUCCUCUAUCAAGCACUGGCCAGAAAUACCCUUUUGACUUAAACUUUCCUAGCCCACAGCUAUCUGGCAGCGAAACCGUAGCUCCCUCUCCUGACCCACCAAAGACUUCAGCGUCACUCCCAAUCAGCCCAGUAACGGAACUGCAAGAAAAUUCUCCGAGGCUCUCCAAGACGGUCUCACCACUACCAAGUAAGAAAUCUCAUCGAGAUUCUGGAAUAGAAGAGACAAUUGCUCUAGAAAUGCUGACAGUUUUGAAAGGAGCUGGAGAAAAUGAGUCAUGUGUUCGUCCUCUGACCAAAGAAGAUGAAGAAGAGAGCAUUUAUGAAGAAUUAAUUGGGCCGUUUGUAGCCGUUCCAUCAAAUCCCAAAGGAUCAGGUGUGACAAUUGCUUCCUCCGGCAAACCAUUGACGGCGCACAAGAAACAUUCAUACGAGAACUAUGCUUUACCUUUGAAACAAGAACGUAGUUCAAGACAAGACCUUGCGAAAGAUCAAAGCAGUAACGAUGCAGAUGGAAGCAGAUAUAAUUCAGCCUAUGGAGUGCAAAGUGACCAAAAGCUUCGAGAUAACAGAUCCUACACUCGGCCCACACAACAGAAUUACGAUAACCACAAACUAAACGGUGCUGGUGUGGUAUCAUCAGAUGAAGGUUGCUAUGACAACCACAAGCUUAGAAAUUCCUCAAACGCCACUCGGCAACCUACUGACGCCUGCCACGAUAAGUUGAGGAUCAAUGGCAAGGAAAGUAAGUCUGCUAUGAGUGAGCUUUUGAAGGAACAUCAGAGGCCUCAAAGUCUUAAACCUUGUUACGAGAACGUCGAGCUACAAACUGGUAAACAUAAAGUUAAUAAUGGAAUGCCCUCACAAAAAUCUGCAACUAGUGAGGAAAGGAGCAAUAAUUCUUCACUCACCUCACAACAAAUGAGCUACAUGUACGAAUGUAUGACUCCAAAAUCGUUACAAAAAGAAGAUCUCACGCAGGACUGUAAAAAGCAGGGAACUACUGACAGCAUAUACGAGAACUGUGAAAUUUUUGACAACACGACAGCCAAGUUCGAGAUGGAUGUUGGAGGCAUGAUAAUCCCAAGAUCAAAGCAACAAAAUGACAGCAAUUCACGAAAACUUUGCUAUUCUUUGCCCACAAAUUGCCACUGUGUCGGGGUCGUUCCCGGUGAUCCCCAAGGGUUAUUACAUAUGAUCCUUGAAAAACGUAGCCAACCGUUGCUGACCAGAGUGGGGAGUGCUGAUGCUAUACGUGUUAAUGCCUGGAAGGACUAUCCUCUCUCUACCGGCGACCUCAGGGACAGCAGAGACCAUUUGGACCUCCAAGGUCAUCCUGUUCCACCUCUGCGCUGGAAACGAUUGGCCCGCAUGAGGAGGACUCUGUCGUUUACGUGCUGCUCCAAUAAUCAGUGGGAAAUUACUGUCAGCCCUGAGCUUGCUUCUGUAAUGAGCAAAAGACUGAAAGAAACAGUAGUGUGUUCGAGAAAAGGUGCAAGCUCAGUGAAUGGACAUCAUUCCGAAGCACUGGAGACUGGUAAAUCAUGUCUGCCUCCGCGAGCUGACCAAAAAUAUGAAGCAAUCACGAAGGUUCGCAAUUCCUAUAAUAACGCUUACGAAAAUGUCUUACCGCGUGAGAGUCUUUCAGAGGAAACAUCCCCUCCCGAGCUUCCACCAAAGCUACAACGAUCAAACAAGAAAGCUUCCCUCAUCAGCACAACACGGAUAACAAAAGCAUUGCAUUAUGAAAAUGUCAAUGUGGUAAAUGGCUUUGGUGCCGUGUCGCAAAUAGAAGAUGAUUCCUCUCCGCCACCGCUUCCAAGGAAACUAUCUAAGACAAACCCGACCCCUAUCAUACCACGCCGAGUGGAUCUGGAACAACAGGGUUAGGAAAUGUUUGCUGGAAGAACAUCUGAACUGUAUAUUGAAGGAAAAGGGAACUGUGUUUCCCAAAAGCCCAAACGAUGAUCUCUCACACCAGGAUGAUCUGAGACAACAGAGUCAAAAAAAAGAAUUCUCCUCGAAGCUUAUCUGUAGCGUUUAUCGGAUGAAAGGAGCUUCGUCUUACCCGAAAUCCCUAACGAUGAACCUUCACGCCGUGUUUACUGGACCAACAUCAACAGGGGAAGCCCAUGUUAAUUAGUGUACAUUGUUUGGCCACUUUGGCCAUUUGUCUGGAUAAAUGAAAUUACAUUUAAAAUUGUUUUAAGGCAUGUACACCAGCUAAUUGAGAUUUUUAGAAAAUUUUACUUUUAAUUCCCUUAAUUUUAUUAUGAUUUUUUCAUAACUCCAUAAUGUACAGUAGUCAGUGUGAUAAACAGAUGUGAAAUAGUUCUGUCUUGCCGUUCAAAGGGCAAGACAGUCAAUGAAUUUAUGUCAAUAUCUUUAGAGACUGGGUCUCUUAAAUUUUAGUAGUUGAUUAUUCAACAAUUUUGGUGGCUGGAAAUCGCUAUGUUUGCCACCAAUCAUAGAAGAAUUAGUGUUUAAGUGUGAUUUUGUAUUUUUUGUCUUUUUUUGAAAGUUUCACACUUGCAACUCACUUAUAGCAUGACUUCCAUGGUAUAUGGACUCUUCUAGGUCAAAAUGUAAAAAGCUGCAAAGAAUAAGCGUCUUCGCAUAUGCUGAGAAACGCAACAACAGUAAUUCAGCUGGCAGGCUCUUACGGUUAAUACCAUUGAAAAGAAUGUACAAGUGUCGACCGAGGAGAUUAAAAUUAGGUGAACAAUUUUCUUGUCGUCAGUGGCUGCAAAUCGCCUAUAGCAAAAUAAUUAGUACUUAAUAUUUGAAAUAGUAGAAAAUAAGUUGGCGAGGGAAUGCAAAAUAAAAUAUGAA